Molecule: messenger RNA, 330 nt
Organism: Microdochium trichocladiopsis
Lineage: Eukaryota; Fungi; Ascomycota; Sordariomycetes; Xylariales; Microdochiaceae
Exons: 3
Coding region: 1-330 (109 amino acids)
Source: RefSeq, a predicted model, not a curated record
AUGGGCAGGAGACUCUGCGCGUGGGCUUGUGCGACUUGUGGCAUCUGGCCGUGUUUCUUGUCUCUUGUCACGACGGCAAGUCAUGUCAUUUGUGACGGCAGACAAGACAAGGGCGGCCAUUUCCUCGAAAAUACACCCGGGGGCGAAGCAAUCCGUCCCGACAAGACAGCUGCACAGAAGACAAAGGAACAACAAAAGCUCAAGAUGGGCGGUUCCCAAUUCAAGGUCAGCCCGUGGCUCAUCACUGGACCAGGGGCAGGGGAGUUCCGUGGUGAGCGCAAAUACGUUUUGCGGAUUUAUGAGGAGCGUUGCCAAUUUAUGGUGCCGUAG